Messenger RNA from Cryptomeria japonica (Japanese cedar), 666 nucleotides. Its product is annotated as LOB domain-containing protein 29-like. The record is from RefSeq and is a predicted model, not a curated record. Lineage: Eukaryota; Viridiplantae; Streptophyta; Pinopsida; Cupressales; Cupressaceae. Gene Ontology annotation, cellular component: nucleus. Bases 1 to 666 code for a protein of 221 amino acids. Gene Ontology annotation, biological process: positive regulation of DNA-templated transcription; hormone-mediated signaling pathway. The transcript has 2 exons.
AUGGCAGCAAGAGAAGGAGGAGCACCCUGCGGAGCUUGUAAGUUUCUGAGGAGAAAGUGUGUGAAAGGGUGUGUGUUUGCUCCUUAUUUCUCUACAGAGGAACUGGGUGCAGCUCAUUUUGCUGCAAUACAUAAGAUCUUCGGUGCAAGUAACUUCUCUAAGUUGCUGCACAACAUUCCAUCGGAACAAGAAAGAUUUGAUGCAGUUGUCAGCAUAUCGUACGAGGCACAGGCUCGCCUCCAGGAUCCCAUUUAUGGCUGCGUUUCACACAUCUCUGCUCUUCAACAGAAGGUUGCACAUUUGGAAGCUGAACUGAGCAUUGCUCACUCUAGGCUUGUUGCUAGCUCUGACAGGACAUCAUUAAGACCUUCCCCUCACGCUGAAAUCUCUACUUCAUCAUAUUCUAGACCCUACGAAGAUCAUUAUUAUUCUUCAAGUGAGCCACAGUCAAGCCAUCAAAGUGCGUCAGAGAAUGUUGCAUUUUACUUCGAGGUGAAAACUGAUAAGAACUUGUGCUUUUCCACGAACAUGGACUACUGCGAAGAUCUCUCUGUAGGCCAUCACACGAAUGCUUUCGAAGAUGAGAUAAAAUCGUUGCAGGCAAGUCAAGUGGAUGGGGGAGAUCUCCACGCUUUGGCUUUUAAUAUCCUUAGAAGUAGAAGCUGA